AUGUCGACGCAGCGCACCCCACCACAGAACAUUUCUACGCUGACAAGGUCCGAGUCAGAGCGGAGCAUCAGUGCAGCGAUGAGUGAUGGCGCGACGGAUGCAUUGAAAGUUACGCAUAGGUACAAGCGGUUCCGGUAUGAGGAUGAGCCCCGACCAGAUGUAAUGACCGAAAUGCGUGAACUAUUCAAUGAACUCAAGGAGGAUCAAAAUAAAAGGUUUGAGGUGCUUCAGGCCACGGUGUCCACUAUUUCCACACAAAACAAGGAAAUAAGUGCAUCUGCUAUUUUAAUAUCACAACAGUACGACGAUAUGAAGAUAAAACUCGACAACUUAGAAAAGGAAAGAAAAUGUCACCUUGCGUAUAUACAAACCCUUGAACAACGAAUUGACUAUUUGGAAAACCAAAACAGAUCGUCGUGUGUUGAGUUCCGUAAUAUACCAUUAAAAAAAAGACGAAACAAAGUGUAA
Chilo suppressalis (striped riceborer) is the source of this 468-nucleotide messenger RNA. NCBI's taxonomy places the organism in Eukaryota, Metazoa, Arthropoda, Insecta, Lepidoptera, Crambidae. The record is from the annotation of a GenBank genome assembly.